Molecule: messenger RNA, 4995 nt
Organism: Conger conger (European conger)
Lineage: Eukaryota; Metazoa; Chordata; Actinopteri; Anguilliformes; Congridae
Gene: pank4
Product: pantothenate kinase 4 (inactive)
Exons: 19
Coding region: 10-2331 (773 amino acids)
Biological process (GO): coenzyme A biosynthetic process
Cellular component (GO): nucleus; cytosol
Molecular function (GO): ATP binding; pantothenate kinase activity
Source: RefSeq, a predicted model, not a curated record
UUAUUCAAGAUGGCGGGUUGUGAGCGAAUUGGCAGGGACAGCAUGGAUAAAAGCAUUACCCUCCCACCUGAUGAGAUAUUUCGAAACUUGGAGAAUGCCAAGAGGUUCGCAAUAGAUAUAGGAGGUUCUUUAACAAAGCUUGCCUAUUAUUCUACUGUUCAGCACAAAGUAGCCAAAGUCCGGUCAUUUGACCACUCCGUAAAGGAAACGGAGGACGACCCUCUGUACGAGAUCUCGGUCCAGGAGGAGAUCAUCGCCCGACUCCACUUUAUCAAGUUCGAGAACGCCUACAUCGAGACCUGCCUGGACUUCAUCAAGGACCACCUGGUCAACACGGAAACCAAGGUGAUCAAGGCCACAGGCGGCGGCGCGCACAAGUUCAAGGACCUGAUCGAGAAGAAGCUGAAGCUCAAAGUGGACAAGGAGGACGAGAUGACGUGCCUGAUCAAGGGCUGCAACUUCGUGCUGCGGAACAUCCCGCACGAGGCCUUCGUCUACGUGCGGCACGCCGACUCCGAGUACCGCUUCCAGAACACGCACCCCGACAUCUUCCCCUACCUGCUCGUCAACAUCGGCUCCGGGGUGUCCAUCGUCAAGGUUGAAUCGGAGGACAAAUUUGAACGGAUCGGCGGAAGCUCGAUAGGAGGCGGAACGUUCUGGGGGCUGGGAGCUCUGCUCACCCAAACCAAAAGGUUUGAUGAACUCCUCCAGCUGGCCUCCAGGGGGCAGCACACCAGCGUGGACAUGCUGGUCAAAGACAUCUACGGCGGCUCUUACGCCUCCCUGGGUCUGACGGGGGACCUCAUCGCCAGCAGCUUCGGGAAGUCCGCCACGGCAGACAACGAGUCCUCCAAAGAGGACAUGGCCAAGAGCCUCCUGCACAUGAUCAGCAACGACAUCGGCCAGCUGGCCUGCCUGUACGCGCGGCUGCACAACCUCAGCCGGGUCUACUUCGGGGGGUUCUUCAUCCGCGGACACCCGGUCACCAUGCACACCAUCACCUACAGCAUCAACUUCUUCACCAAGGGAGAAGUGCAGGCUCUCUUCCUCCGGCACGAGGGAUAUCUGGGAGCCAUCGGAGCCUUCCUGAAGGGGGCCGAGGAGGACAACCCUAACCAGUACAGCUGGGGAGAGAACUACGCCGGGAGCUCUGGGCUGAUGAGCGUCUCUCCGGACCUGAACCCCAUGCAGCGCGCGCGCAGCGGAACGUUUGACAUGCUGGAGAUGGACCGUCUGGAGAGGAAGCUGGUGAACCUGCCCCUCCUGCAGGACCCCUCGUCCUACAUCCCCGACACCGUGGACCUGACGGAGGACGCGCUGGCGCGGGAGUACUGGCUCUUCUGCUUCGAGGAGGCGCUGGACGGGGUGGUGAAGCGGGCCGUGGCCAGCCAGCCGGACCUUCCCCAGGCCGUGGAGCGGGCCGAGAAGUUCCGCCAGAAAUACUGCCACAAGCUCCAGACCCUGAGGCAGCAGCCCUUUGCCUACGGGUCCCUCACGGUCAGGAGUCUGUUAGACACCAGGGAGCACUGUCUGAACGAGUUCAACUUUCCUGACCCCUACUCUAAGAUCAAACAGCGGGAGAACGACCAGGCCCUCAAGUACUUCCAGAAGGCGGUGAAGGCCCUGGAGAAGCUGAGCUGGGAGCAGAGGCAGUUCGCCCUGAUCAAGGGGCUCCUGGCGGGCAACGUGUUCGACUGGGGGGCCAAAGCCGUGUCGGAUGUGCUGGAGUCGGACCCAGAAUUCGGGUUUGAAGAAGCCAAACGGCAACUGCAAGAGCGCCCGUGGCUGGUGGAUUGCUUUGACCAGUGGGUGGAAAGACUGAAGGGGCCUCCUCAUACAUGUGCCUUGUUUUUCGUAGAUAAUAGUGGGAUAGACAUCAUUCUGGGGGUCUUCCCAUUUGUUAGAGAGCUCCUCUGCCGGGGUACGGAGGUUGUGCUGGCCAGCAACUCGGGCCCGGCGCUGAACGAUGUCACCAACAGUGAGCUGCAGAUCCUGACGGAGAGGAUCGCUGCCAUGGAUACCGUUAUUCAGACGGCCGUUCGGGACGACAGGUUGACCCUGGUCCAGAGUGGAUCCAGUUCGCCGUGUCUGGAUUUGAGCCGCCUGGACAAGGUGCUGGCCACGGUGGUGCGUGAGCGGCACACAGACCUGGUGGUGAUCGAGGGCAUGGGCCGCGCCAUCCACACCAACUACUACGCCACGCUCACCUGCGAGAGCCUCAAGAUGGCCGUCAUCAAGAACUCCUGGCUGGCCGAGCGGCUCGGCGGGAAGAUCUUCAGCGUGGUCUUCAAGUACGAGCAGCCGCCCAAGAGCCAGGACGGGGCGCAGUGAAGCCCCCCCCCCCCCCCCCCCCCGCCGCCUGUCUCUGCCCCGGGGGGUGUGAGGAGGGCACCCCUUACAUCCGGGUGAUGUGUGGUGGUUUUCUGAUGGGUGUUUUGGACAGGGGAGCACUCGGGGGAGGUGUGAGAGGGAGUUGGUUGAGUUGUGGUCGAUCCUCUGCGGCGUUUGAUUUGUGAGGGGGGGAGGGCCUGUGCUGUUUUAAUGAAUGCGCUUUCAUGUGAUCGGUCCUCCCGAAAAAAUAAGGCAACAACUGAAUAUUGUGGGGUUUUGUUCCACGUGUUUCACGACGGCUUUCUAAAAGGUCUAAUUUUGUGCUGAGACGGCGGGACUAUUUUUAGGAAGCAGGCAAAGAGUUGUGGAGUUAUUGGACGGGACAUUCAUUGACGCUGUCGGUCGCACCCCAUCUCUGUGGCUGGAAAGGUCCGUUCUCUCCGCUCACGUUCAAAACUAUAACUGACAUUAAUCCUCAUGCUGGCUGCCAUGACGACGGACGCGUCACUCACGCUGCGUAACGACGGCCCUCUGUCCCAGGGUGAGGGUCGCGCCACGGCAACCACAACCUCGAGAUUCUCACAGGGAAACCUCCACUACCUUCUUCUCAGCUGCCCUGUGUGAGGUCGUCUCCAGCUCACGUUUGGUCCGGGUCUAGAGCUUUCCUUUCGGGGGCUUGUCAGUGUCACAGGGACUUCGGGAUUCCUGCCAUUUUAACCUGCGUGUGACUUUUAUUCGCUCGAUCUCUCCAGGGUCGUCGAACAACGACUUACGGAGCAAAUCUGUCCAGUUUUAAUCGCAUAAUGAAGUGUUAAACAACGCCACUAGAAUUUUGAUUCAAACCACUGGUCCAUGUUUGGAGACGCAUAAGUAGUCGCACAAGCUGAUCAACACAAUGUUUGUUUGGGAUAAUUUCAUUUAUCACUUAUCAUCCAGCACUAAUGGAUUUCAGGGAAGUUGUUAGUAGUUUAUUUUGAGUAAACUAUAAUUGCUUGUAAAAUCGAUUAGCUGGCGAUUAGCUUUCCAUCAAAACAAAGUAUAGCACUUUCACUGUUAAGUUGUCAAUGUGCCUUGUGGUGGUAGUUUAGUUCUUUUUACUAAAGCCAUUUCAGUUUAAGUUCAAUUGAAGAAUCAGGGAAUAAAAUUAUUACAAGGCUCAAUACAAGAUAAGGCAUUGUUAUUUAUUCAGUUCUGGUCACUGCUGUUGUAUUUUACCUUUCUGUUCAAUGACUGUCCAAACUGACUGUCUAUUCCCCAUUUCCGAGGCCUGAUUAUGAUAAUGGGGGCUGACUGUUGUUUUUUCAGUAGUAUUAGAAGCUAAAGAGCUACAUUUCAUGCGGUGGAUAUGCCUAGUUUUCACAAGAGGAAGCAUAGAACUAAUUGACCAGAAAGCUGCGUGAACUCUUGUGGCCACUAGGUGUCAGUAUUGUACUAUAAAGGGCGUCAUAUUGCUAUGUAGAUACACUUUAUUUUUGCUCACAAUGCAUUCAUUUGUGAUGAAAUGUAAUUGGAGGCGUGGUUCCACAGUAAUCGAGGCUAAGCAAAUGUUAUUCUGAAACAGUCUGUUGAAUUGACGCGGGUACCUCAAGUACAUUUCAACCGAACAGCGUGAUUGUCUAACUAAAGCGUUGUGGUGCUUUUUUUGGAGAAUUAAUGCUUCUGCUACUGCAAGAUCUUAGGUUUAUUGUUUUUGAAUAGCCAGAACAACAGCCUCCGUAGCACAUUGUGUGCUAUUAAUGGCUGUGCGGUGUUGCAGUUUUUGGCAGCUGAUUCUUUAAGGUGAUUAGUUUUGCCGGUGAUUGUGAUUCACUCCGCUGUCAAUCACAAUGAAAACCUGCUCUGCUUUGAGGCGGGCCUCUCGGCCUUCGAGGAAAGCCCGCGGAAAGCCCGGACAAGCUGGACAGUCACCAGACGUGCGUUCAAGACCGCAAACGUUAGCUAACGUUUGCCGAUAUAUUCAAAGUUUUUUUUUUUUUUUUUUUUGUUCGAGACCAACGUUGGGCAACAGUUUUUCGCGCAGCGAAACAAAUACCUGUUUAUGGGGAAAACGGCGAGGGAACACAAGUUCAUAAUCAUUUGGCUGUUAUAAUGCACUUUCAUCAAUGUAAUAUGUGUUAUUACCUUUACAAAUAAACUACACGUAAGCAACAAAUCACCUAGCUGACAUUGUAAGACCAAAGUUGGAUCGUUUGUAUUGAAAAGGCGUUGGUGACAAACUGAAAUGAAAUGGAAUGUUUAAAAACGUAUAACAAGAACUGUUUGCGGCACAGAACGGGGAACGUUCGCGCUGUUGAACGCACGUCUGCAGUGUGAACGGAGCAGUACGCCGGUGUGUGUGAACGCGGACGUGAACGAGCACCAGUCAGAACGCGGGUUCAGCCCAACUUGAGCCUGACCAAAGCGGGUGCUGACGUCAGCUUACUCUUUAUUUGGAAUGGCUUGGUCUUUUCUGAGGGCUUUGAUCGUAUGGAUUUGUAUAGCCACUUCAGUAUGUAUGUAUAUAUAUACAAUGUAAAUAUGUGAUUCAUUUGCAUAUCCUGAAAAAUGUUUAUUUAAAAAAAAAUGAAAAAAGAGAACAUCCAGUGUUGUGUGAAUAAAACAUGAUUGUGUUCUCUUGACAAUCACUUGUAAUUAAAUGUCAAAUAUAUUUUAAAAAUUCCUUCA